Molecule: messenger RNA, 809 nt
Organism: Phaeodactylum tricornutum CCAP 1055/1
Lineage: Eukaryota; Bacillariophyta; Bacillariophyceae; Surirellales; Neidiaceae
Gene: PSP
Product: phosphoserine phosphatase
Exons: 1
Coding region: 1-729 (242 amino acids)
Biological process (GO): L-serine biosynthetic process; dephosphorylation
Cellular component (GO): cytoplasm
Molecular function (GO): L-phosphoserine phosphatase activity; magnesium ion binding
Source: RefSeq, a predicted model, not a curated record
AUGAACAUUCCCUCUUCGAUCGACUUACCGACUCCGCCAAUAGGACAAAAUGUAGAGGCCGCUAUCCAAGCUCUCUUACGAGCCGAUGCCGUUUGCUUCGAUGUGGAUUCGACUGUGAUUGACGAAGAAGGGAUUGAUGUUUUGGCGGAGCAUUUAGGAAAGGGACAGCAAGUGUCGGAGCUUACUCUAGCGGCCAUGGAAGGAGGCAUGAAGUUUCAAGAGGCUCUAGCGGCUCGGCUAAACUUGUUGGAACCGAGCCAGCAAGCCAUUAUGGAAUGUCUCGAGGCUCAUCCGCUUAAAUUAACUUCAGGAAUGGCUGAUCUCGUACAGGUCCUGGCAGAUCAAGGCAAACAUGUUUAUCUGGUUUCUGGCGGCUUCCGAAUUAUGAUCGAACCCGUUGCCGACGUUUUGGGUAUCAACCCUCGGAAUAUUUAUGCCAAUACCAUCUUGUUUGACGAUGCUGGGAAGUACGCUGGUUUCGAUACAAACGAGCCCACGUCUGCUGACAUGGGUAAACCCAAGGCAUUGGAAAUCAUUAAAAAACUUGGAAAUUAUGAAACAAUGAUCAUGAUUGGGGAUGGCGCAACGGAUGCCCAGGCCAAGCCUCCUGCCAACGCAUUUAUCGGAUUUGGAGGUGUUGCAGUGCGUGAAAAAGUCAAGAAAGUAGCCGAUUGGUUCGUCACAGAUUUUAGCGAUCUAUUGCAAGUGUUGCAGUACAAUGAGAAAUAGUUCUUUGGUUAAAUUGACUUGUCAUGUUGGCGAUGACAAGGCAACUGUCGGUUUUUGCCAUUAAGGACCCCUGUUUGCCC